GUAUCUUUUGUAAAGCCCGCCAGCUCUUCUUGGUCACCGAGUUUGUGUCGGGUGGCACGCUGCAAGAUUGGGUCUUGGACCUUGAGCGCCCGAUGUCUUGGCACCUUCGCUGUAAGCUUGCCGUUGAGAUUGCAAGUGGAGGCGCGUACAUCCACGCACGCAAUAUCAUCCAUCGCGAUCUUAAGGUGCGCCGCGCCUCGCUGGCUCUUCUGUUGAUGCCUCGGCUAGCCUCAUGCCGUUUUGAUGCCGAUCAGCCGGAGAACAUCAUGAUUCGAGCCGAGGACUGCACUGCCGUUAUUGUUGACUUUGGCCUCGCUCGCACCAUGCCUGGAAUGGUCGAGGUGUCGGGCCGUUCACCUUUCCUCAUGCGCAAGACGGGAACCCGGCGUUACUCAAGCCACGAGCUGUCUCUUUUUCGUGAACGAUUCAGCGCAGCAGUUGCGGCUGCACCACGUCGGGCAUCUGCUUUGCCAGCGUCCUCGACGUCUGUGCCCCGGGCCUCAUCACCCUUGAAAGCAGCCCCGGCCCCCAGAGCCGCAAGUGAUGAUAAAAUCUCCAUGUCAAUUGUCGGCUCGCCGUUCUGGAUGGCCCCCGAGGUCAUGAAGGGCAAGUAUGGUCUUGCGGCUGACGUUUUCAGCUUUGGAAUCGUUCUCGCCGAGCUGAUCUCGCGCGUCUCGGCGGACCCCGACCACAUGCCGCGCACCAACGCCUUUGGGGUCGAUGAGGGGCGGUUUGUGGAGCAAUAUGCAGCGGGUUGUCCCGAUCUGCUAUUACGCACCGCGCUCAACUGUGCGCAAGUGGCUUCGGAACAUCGACCUACCUUUGCUGAAGCCGAAGCCAAGUUGCGUGCUCAAGUCAUGUUACUCAACGAGGGCACAUAUGGAGAGGUUUUGGCAGACGUUGCGUCAGACGGAGAUCUGCUGAGAGAAAUAGAGGUGUAGCACUUGUAGGAUAGGAGCACUCUGUACAUGCGGAUGUUAACAAUUAUUUUUUCUUCUUGUCACUUAGUCGCCAAAUGUGCAAUGAGGACAAUAUUUAUUGCACUAUUUCUCUUCAGCGUGCAUCAGAAAAACUUCAAUGACAAAGCUAAGAAUCGAUUCAGUGUAUCGUG
This is a messenger RNA of Monosiga brevicollis MX1, 1111 nucleotides long. RefSeq lists its product as uncharacterized. The record is from RefSeq and is a predicted model, not a curated record. The transcript has 6 exons. Bases 93 to 941 code for a protein of 282 amino acids. Lineage: Eukaryota; Choanoflagellata; Craspedida; Salpingoecidae. Gene Ontology annotation, molecular function: protein kinase activity; ATP binding. Gene Ontology annotation, biological process: protein phosphorylation.